AUGGAGACGCCAAGCACGCUUCCGCCUAGAGAUGUGGCCAUCGCCAUGAUUGAACAUGGUGUAAUGAAGCAUAGGACGCGAUACGACAAGGUCUUCUUUAAAUCCGUCAUUGCUGGUGCCUUUUUGUCUACGGGAGGUUUGCUCCUGAUGAUCAUAGAGGGAGGAUCGCCGCAGUUGAACACAGACAAUCCGGGUAUCGUCAAGAUUUUGGGAGGUGCUGUCUUCCCCGUUGGCCUCAUGAUGAUUGUCCUUACUGGUCAGGAGCUACUCACGAGUAACAUGAUGGUGUUCCCUAUGGCGUGGAUGAAGGGUGCCAUUCCGUGGUGGAGUACAUUUGUAAACUGGAUUAUAGUCCUUUUCGGAAAUCUCGCUGGUAGCCUGUUCUUCGCAGCUGUCCUGGUCAAAUAUACUGGAAUUAUAUCAAUGGCACCUUACGAGCAAUUUAUGAGAGACUUUGCCAUAAAGAAAGCCGUAACCCCCGAAUGGCAUCAAAUAUUCCUACGUGGCAUUGCUUGCAAUUGGUUGGUAUGUAUAGCAGUCUGGCAAGCUGCUGGUGCAAAGGAAACAAUCUCUAAGAUCGUUGCAAUAUGGAUUCCUAUCUGGAUAUUCGUAUCCUGUGGAUACGAUCACGGUUCUCUGACGGAUUAUGGUCUAGCUAAUAUGUUCCUCGUCACUGUCGGCAUGCUCUUUGGUGCCGAUGUUCGUAAUUUAUUCUUGUCCUAUAGGGAGAAUCAACUCACAGUUACUUUAUAG
Fomitiporia mediterranea MF3/22 is the source of this 753-nucleotide messenger RNA. RefSeq names its product Formate/nitrite transporter. Gene Ontology annotation, cellular component: membrane. The transcript is spliced from 11 exons. Gene Ontology annotation, biological process: transmembrane transport; nitrite transport. The record is from RefSeq and is a predicted model, not a curated record. Gene Ontology annotation, molecular function: high-affinity secondary active nitrite transmembrane transporter activity. The coding region runs from base 1 to 753 and encodes 250 amino acids. NCBI's taxonomy places the organism in Eukaryota, Fungi, Basidiomycota, Agaricomycetes, Hymenochaetales, Hymenochaetaceae.